AUGGGAGAAAAGCCUUCACAGUCACUUGAAGAGUUGCUGAAGACUUACAUAGUGGACUCUAAGGCAAUGCUAGAUCAACAUGACACUCAUCUCAACAAUAUUGAAAUGCAUUGCACUAAUAUGGGGGAAACAAUAAAGACAUUGGAAACACAAGUUGAGGAAAUCCCCAAGAAGAGUGAGAAUGAAGAAAGCAAGCCAGAUGAGGAGAUUCUGAAAAAAAAUCCAUUGGUGGUUAGGCCGGGUUCCAUUACUUUUUCGGAUAAUCCACCCAAGAUUACUACUCCAUUACCAUUCCCUCAACAAUUCCAUAAGAAGGUGGUUGAUGAGCAAUUUGAGAAGUUCCUAAAUAUUUUCAAGAAAAUCCAUAUCAACAUCCCUUUUGUGGAUGCUCUUGAACAAAUGCCUAACUAUGCUAAGUUUAUGAAGGAGGUGAUAUCUAAGAAGUGUAAGUUAGAUGAUUAUGAAACGGUGAAGCUAACGGAAGAGUGUAGUGCCAUUAUCAAGAGACAAUUACUAAAAAAGUUGAAAGAUUGGGGAAGUUUUACAAUUUCAUGUGUAAUUGGUGAGCUACAUAUUGAGAAGGCCUUGUGUGAUUUGGGUGCUAAUAUCAAUCUAAUGCCACUCUCUAUCUUUCAAAAACUCAAUCUUGGAGAGGUCACACCAACUACUAUUUUCUUACAAUUGGCGGAUCAUUCUUUAACGUAUCCUAGAGGUAUCAUUGAGUAUGUUUUAGUAAAGAAUGAUAAAUUCAUUUUUUCGGUUGAUUUUGUUGUGCUUGAGAUGGAUGAAGACUGA
Molecule: messenger RNA, 795 nt
Organism: Humulus lupulus (European hop)
Lineage: Eukaryota; Viridiplantae; Streptophyta; Magnoliopsida; Rosales; Cannabaceae
Exons: 2
Coding region: 1-795 (264 amino acids)
Source: RefSeq, a predicted model, not a curated record